CUGUAAAUUUGCUUGUGUGCUGUCCUCUGCAAUGACAAAAUAAUAACAAACGUAAAAGAAAUCUCUUCUACUUCGUCUGUUCUCACAAUUUUGUAGUUAAAUUUUAGGAAAAUGUCGUCCAGUGAAAGUGAGCAUUCAUCUGAAGACGAAGACUACGUUCCAAAUGAUGCAGAACACUCUGGAAGCGACAGAGAAGACGACAAAGACGAAGCUGUCGAUAAAACACUAAAUGAUAAUGAAAAUAAAGAGGAAAACGAAGUUGAGUCUGAAAAAGCAGAUGAAUUGUGGAAAAGUUUUAAAGAAGAUACCAAGUCCAAGAAAGAACCAUCACCGAAAUCUGAUGUAAAUAAUACAGUUGAGAAAUCUACCGAAAAAAAAUCAGCUGCAAUACCUGAUGAGUCAUUAUUACCGAAAACGAAUGACUCAUCAAAAGAUACGGUGACAAUCACAAAAGUUUACGACUUCGCUGGAGAGGACGUAAAAGUAACGAAAGAAGUGAAAAAAGACUCAAAAGAAGCAAUUGAACAUUUAAAUCAAACAUCAUCUAACAGUAGCAAUACUCCAGACAAACCAGGGAUCAGUAGUUUCAAGAAACGGCCAAGUGGAGGGAUAGGGAAUGUACUUGGUAAACUAGGGAAGAAACCAAAGCUAAGCACCUUGGAGAAGUCAAAGUUAGAUUGGAAUCAAUACAAAGCUGAGGAGGGAAUUGACGAUGAAUUGAAAAGCUACAACAAAGGGAAAGAAGGGUAUCUAGAAAAAAUGUCAUUUUUGGAACGAACCGACAUGAGGCAGUACCAGAAUGAACGAGAUAUUCGACAAAAAAUAAGCCGCCGAUGAAGUAUAAGAUCUCUAUGUUUGAAAACAACAGGAUUUCUUUGAAGGCAAGAUGCACGCCGCGCAAGAAAGUGGAAAUUUGAUGGAAAAAAUUGACUUUACUGAAAUUUUUGUAACAAAAAAAAACAGAUCCUACAUUGCAACUAAAUUGUUUAUUUUCGAUUUAUCUCGAUUUAAACAAAACUGGAAUUAAAAGCAGAAUUCAUGCAA
Molecule: messenger RNA, 1044 nt
Organism: Ciona intestinalis (vase tunicate)
Lineage: Eukaryota; Metazoa; Chordata; Ascidiacea; Phlebobranchia; Cionidae
Source: RefSeq, a predicted model, not a curated record